ACCAAAGAAGACCCAUGACCCUAAAUGACAAAACAAAGCAGAACAAAGGAAUAUGAAAAAAACAGAGUAAAUAUCUAUCUGAUCCCCAAACCAAACAAGAGCCCACCUCUUAUCAGUAUUUCCCCAAAACCCUAAAAUCUGUGGCUCUCUCUCUCUGUAAUGGAGAUGAUUUUCAUAUCUGACAAAAACCCAUCUCCGCAACCAAGAAGCAAUCACAGAAACCAUCAUUGACAUGUCACCACCGCCACCACCUCAGCCACCAAUCACAAACGCCCACACCACCACCACCCUCCCUGACCUCUUCCUCAAAGCUCUCUCCAUUUGCUUCCUCUUCUCCUCCUCUCCUUCUUGUUCAUCAAAACCCCAUAUUUUGAAACUCCCAUUUCUCACUUUCCCAUCAAACCCACGUCGCUUUCUUCAAAUCUCAACCAUGUCUCUCCCAUCCCAAACCCCAAAAACCAACCUCCACGCCUUCACAAACCCACAGUCUCUCUCCGAGUGGCUCAAACCCAGAUUGCCCUCCGACUCUUUCGCCUCCUGGGGCGUCAAACCAGGCACCAAGAACGUCCACAACCUCUGGCUCGAGCUCGCCGAAGGCGAAACCUCUCUCGCCGAUUCCACCCCACCAAUUCGCACAGUUCAAGUCCUCACGGUCCGAAUUAUCGACGAAAACAACCGGGUCCUCAUAGAAACCCACCAGGAACUAUCCGACGGCAGUUUGAGAAACCGGCAUCGACCCUUAUCGGAGAAGAUGAAGCCGAACGAGGAACCCGAAUCGGCAGUUCAUCGGGCGGUGAGAGAAGAGCUCGGUUCGAUACUAAAUGGGUCAGUCAACGAAAGCAUUGUGAGGAUUGUACCUGGGUCGUAUCGGAACAGAGUGGAGGAGAGGAAUUCGGCAUCGUAUCCGGGUCUGCCGGCGUGUUACGUGCUGCAUUCGAUGGACGCUGUGGUGGAGGGCUUGCCGGACGGGGAGUUUUGCACGGAGGAGCUCGGGGAGGAGUAUGGUGAUCUCGACGAGACAAAGGCGGUGGCAGACGAGGCUGUCUCGGUCAAGAAGCAUUUUUGGAAAUGGGUUUCUGCUGAUUCGAUCGAAUCUUAAUAUGCGGUUGGUUUUCUUGAAUUGAAUUUGGCCGAGGUUUUAUAGCAUAACAAAAUUUUUUUCAUAAGUUUGGUUUGGUAUAUGAUAUGAUGCGAUAAUGUUUCUUGUUGUCGAUCAUGAUACAUGAAUUCGUGUUAAUAAAAGUAAUAAUGUUGCUGUAUAUGAAGGAUUGGUAAUACAUUUUGUAGCAUUGGAAAGUGCAAGAUUCAAUUUUGAGGUUAAUGUAAAUAUAUAGCAUUUGCACAAAAA
Messenger RNA from Quercus robur (English oak), 1348 nucleotides. RefSeq lists its product as uncharacterized. The record is from RefSeq and is a predicted model, not a curated record. The coding region runs from base 233 to 1099 and encodes 288 amino acids. Lineage: Eukaryota; Viridiplantae; Streptophyta; Magnoliopsida; Fagales; Fagaceae. The transcript has a single exon.